Molecule: messenger RNA, 3261 nt
Organism: Akanthomyces muscarius
Lineage: Eukaryota; Fungi; Ascomycota; Sordariomycetes; Hypocreales; Cordycipitaceae
Exons: 3
Coding region: 1-3261 (1086 amino acids)
Biological process (GO): intracellular calcium ion homeostasis; calcium ion transmembrane transport
Cellular component (GO): plasma membrane
Molecular function (GO): ATP hydrolysis activity; P-type calcium transporter activity; ATP binding
Source: RefSeq, a predicted model, not a curated record
AUGGGUCAAGGAAAGCAGCAAGAUGAGCAGCAGGAGCGCCUGCAGGCGCAUGUCUCUGGGCAGGCCAACAAGCCCAUGUCGGCGCCCGCGCAUGCGUUGAGCCACGCCGAUGUUGAGAGAGAGCUCCAAGUCGACCAUGAAGUUGGUCUGACGCCAGAGGAGGCCAAGAACCGCCUGGAAGUCUAUGGCCGCAACGAGUUUGGCGAGCAGGAAGGCGUCCAGCCGUUCAAGAUUUUCAUUGGACAAAUUGCCAAUGCACUGACUCUUGUCUUGAUCCUCGCCAUGGUUGCCUCGUUUGCCAUUCAGUCCUGGAUCGAAGGUGGUGUCAUCACUGCCGUCAUCAUCCUCAACAUUGUCGUCGGUUUCCUGCAGGAGUUCAAGGCUGCCAAGACCAUGGACUCGCUGCGCUCGCUCAGCUCCCCCACCGCCCAGGCCGUCCGCUCCGGCACCAACCAGACCGUCGUCACCGCCGAGAUUGUGCCCGGCGAUGUUGUCGAGCUCAAGACGGGCGACACCAUCCCCGCCGAUAUCCGCCUCGUCGAGGCCGUCAACUUUGAGACCAACGAGGCUCUCCUCACCGGCGAGUCCCUACCCGUCCGCAAGGAGACGGCUGCCACCUUUCCUGACGACACCGGCCCCGGCGACCGUCUCAACGUCGCCUACUCGUCUUCGACCGUUACCAAGGGCCGCGCCAUCGGCGUCGUCUUUGCAACUGGAAUGUUUACCGAAAUCGGUCAGAUUGCCGUCGCCCUCCGUGGCAAGAGCUCCCGCCGCCGCGAGCCCAAGAAGAAGCGCGAGGACGGCUCGACCAGCUUCCACCGCUGGCUCGAGGCCUGGGGCCUUACCUUUAGCGACGCCGUCGGCCGCUUCCUCGGCGUCAAUGUCGGCACGCCCCUUCAGCGCAAGCUCUCCAAGCUCGCUCUCCUGCUUCUCGGUACCGCCAUCAUCUGCGCCAUCAUCGUACUCGGCGCCAACAGCUUCAGCAACAGCCAGGAGGUCAUCAUCUACGCCGUCGCCACUGGUCUGUCCAUGAUUCCGGCCUCGCUCAUCGUCGUCCUCACCAUCACCAUGGCCGCCGGCACCAAGCGCAUGGUCCAGCGCCACGUCAUUGUCCGCAACCUCAAGUCCCUCGAGGCCCUGGGCGCGGUUUCUAAUAUCUGCUCGGACAAGACUGGAACCCUCACUCAGGGUAACAUGAUUGUCAAGAAGGCGUGGAUCCCCGGCCGAGGCACGCUCUCGGUCGGCAACACCAACGAGCCUCACAACCCCACGGUCGGCGCCAUCGGCCUCAAGCCCGAACAGCCCAAGGACAUUGACUUUGGCGCCGAAAACUCUGAAGGUGACUCCAUCGACACUGCAGAACUGCCCACCCAGGACAUGACUAUCCGUGAUUACUUGAAUGUUGCCUCCCUUGCCAACCUUGCUUCCGUCCAGCAGGUCGAGGGCGAGUGGCAGGUCCGUGGUGAUCCUACCGAAAUUGCUAUCCAGGUCUUUGCCUCGCGCUUCAACUGGAACCGUCUCCGCCUCUCCCAUGGCGAGGGUGCCGAGUGGUCCGAGGUUGCUGAAUUCCCUUUUGACUCUGAUGUCAAGAAAAUGUCCGUCAUCAUGGAGCACAAGCCCUCUGGCAAGCAGCAUCUCUUCACCAAGGGUGCUGUCGAGCGUGUCCUCACGUCUUGCGCUCAGUACGUCGACGGUGACGAGGUCAAGGAGCUUACCGAAGAAGUCAAGGAAGACACUCUCCGCAACAUGGAAGGCCUCGCUCGUCUCGGUCUCCGUGUUCUCGCCUUGGCUAGCCGUACUGGCAUUCCUCAUGUCAAGCACAACGAGGCCGAACUUGAGCGUGGUGACUUUGAGCAGGAUCUCGUCUUCCGAGGCCUCAUUGGUCUCUAUGACCCUCCCCGUCCCGAAUCUGGACCGUCUGUCCGCAAGUGCCACGAGGCCGGUAUCAGCGUCCACAUGCUUACUGGUGACCACCCCGAGACUGCUCGCGCUAUCGCUCUUGAAGUCGGUAUCCUACCAUCACGCAUGUCUGAAGUCGCUGCCGAUGUCUCCCGCACCAUGGUCAUGGCUGCCUCCGACUUUGACAAACUAACCGAUCAAGAAAUUGACAACCUCCCCAUCCUGCCUCUUGUUGUUGCCCGAUGCGCCCCCCAGACCAAGGUCCGCAUGAUUGAAGCUCUCCACCGUCGCAAGGCCUUUGUUGCCAUGACUGGUGAUGGUGUCAACGACUCGCCUUCUCUCAAGCGCGCCGAUGUCGGUAUUGCAAUGGGCCAGGCCGGUUCUGAUGUCGCCAAGGAAGCUUCCGAUAUCGUUCUUACCGAUGACAACUUUGCUUCGAUUCUCAAUGCCGUCGAGGAAGGUCGCCGCAUGUUUGACAACAUUCAGAAGUUCAUUCUUCAUGUUUUGGCUGAGAACAUUGCCCAAGCUUGCACCCUUCUCAUUGGUCUCGCCUUCAAGGAUUCCCGCGGUAUCUCGGUCUUCCCCCUUGCACCCGUUCAGAUUCUCUGGAUUAUCAUGGUUACCUCUGGUAUGCCUGAUAUGGGUCUCGGCUUUGAGAUUGCUGCUCCCGAUAUCAUGCAGCGUCCUCCUCAGAAUCUUAAGCAGGGUGUCUUCACUCCCGAACUGCUCGUUGAUAUGGUGGUCUACGGUGUUUGGAUGGCUGCGCUUUGCAUCUGCUCCUUCAUCGUCGUCCUUUACGGCUUUGGCCGCGGCGCCGCUGAUCUUGGUGAUGACUGCAACAACAACUACAGCGAAAACUGCAAGGUUGUCUUCCGUGCUCGUGCCACCACCUUUGCUUGUCUGACAUGGUUCGCGCUCUUCCUCGCCUGGGAAAUGGUCAAUCUCCGUCGCAGCUUCUUCCGCAUGCAGCCCAAGAGCAAGCGCUACUUUACCCAGUGGAUGGUCGACGUCUGGCGCAACAAGUUCCUCUUCUGGUCCAUCAUUGCCGGCUUCGUCACCAUGUUCCCCAUCAUCUACAUUCCCGUCAUCAACACAGUCGUCUUCAAGCAUGCCCCCAUUUCGUGGGAGUGGGGUGUCGUCUUCAUCGAGGCCAUCCUCUUCUUCAUGGGCAUCGAGACCUGGAAGUGGGCCAAGCGUGUCUACUUCCGUCGCCAGGCGCGCAAGCACACGAACGACCGAGAGAGCGAUCUGGAGGAGCGCACCUUUGGCCACUACUUCCGCACCAACACCCACAGCUCUGCGGGUAGCGGCGACGAGGCCCUGGCCGAAAAGAAGCACAGCAAGAGCGCCGGAGCUCAAUAA